AGGUGGACCAUGUUUUCAUAAUGUGGAUUAUGCAGCACAAUUUCUUACAGCCUAUAUGCAUAAUCGUAAUCAUGAUUUAUUACAAACUAUUCUUACUGUACAAUCACUUCAACCGGAUACAUCAUCAAGAUCAAUAUAUGAAGAGAAAAAACGAAAUCAUUAUAAAAUGAUGGAUAUAUCAAUUUAUAUUACAUCAUUAUUAAUUUGUAUAUUAUUUCUAAUAUUUUUAUUCGGUGUACUAUUUACUGUGAAUCAUUUUCAACAUCAACGUACAAAGUGUCAUUUACAUUCAACUGGAUCAUUUCAUGGUAGUGGACGUUUAGGACAAAAAAUGAUUAAAAAAGUUCUUAAAGCAAAAAUCUGGUAUCCAAGUCCUGGUCUUAUCCGCAAUUCUCGAAUAGUUCAUAAUCCACCAAAUAUUUGUAAAUCUUCAAAAUUCACUGAUGAUCCUACUAAGUAUUUAUCAUCAAAGCUACCAAUACUGGAACAACACUCAACAACCACAACAACCACUUCAUAUGAGGAACAGAUAAGUGAUGUAAACACUAAAAAUAAAUGUUUUAGUGAAUUAGAAAAAUGUUUAGAUAUACUACAGGGUAGAGCUUAUGAUAAUACACUACCUUAUACAAUGACAGUUGAUAAUAAGGAUACCACUUCAUUAACAUCACCUCAUCAAUGUAACCUGAAUGAAACAUUUUCCGAUUUCGGUGAAAUGAAUACUAAAUUUACAGCUAAUCAUAUUCCUUCAACCUUAAUCAAAUAUACUACUACACAUACAUUAACAAUGCCAACUUCAUGUAAUUCACAAAAUUAUUUCCAUAAUUUAUCUUCAUUAUCCUCAACAGAACAUCAACAAAAUCAACGACAGCAUUUCUCAUAUAUGCCAGUAGUAGCAUCUACUGAAAAUAAUCAUCGUGAGAGUACAAGUGACAGUUUGAUGACAACUACUCUAACUAUGAAUGGGAUCAAUAAUUUCGAUGAUUUUGAUUAUCAACAAAAUGAAAAUCUUAGUACUCUUAAUAAUGAUAAUUUUCAAACUAUACAAGAGUUAGGUCAAUUUUUAAAUUCAAUUCAACAAUCAGAACUUAAUAGUUUUCAGAAAAUUCUACAAAAACUUAUAUUUGAUUACUGUAGUUCUGAAAUGUCCAUCAAUGAACGAUAUCAGCAUCAACAACAACGUUUUUGUACGACAUUUGAAAGAUUACAACGCCCUUCUUUAAAUUCCGAGAGUAACUCAGAUUUUACCAUAGUUUGUCAUCUUCUCACUCAAAAUGAUGGAUCAAGCACUCCAAAUACGGUUUUGCAUAAUUCUAUAAAUUCAAUGGUCUCUUGGCAAAUGAUAUACAAUUCUACACAUUUGCAUCGUCUACUGAAUCUCAGGUUUCCAGAUACCGGUGAAACAUUACUUCACAUAUCUGCAAGAUUUAAUCAAAAUAAAGCUGUCUAUAAUCUUUUAAACGCUGGAGCAGAUUUCUCUGCUGUUGAUAAUCAAGGUCGUACAGCACUUUACACUGCAGUUAGUGUGAAUGCAGUUGAAUCAGUUCAAGCUAUUCUCAGUCAUCCAACAUCGAGUUUAAGUCCAUUCUGUUAUUUGCCGAAUGUAUUACAAGAUUCAACAACACCACUUAUACAAGCAAUUAAAUUAGGAGAUAUCGAUAUAUUCAAUAUGUUAUUACAUGCAAUGAAUGUAUUAGUUUGUGCAUUGACGAAAGCCAAUAUUUCACGUGGUCAAGAAUAUACAAAUUAUGAUAUAAUUGGAACAUCAAACGAUUUACUUCAUAUUCAGUCUGCAUCAUCAUUAUCAACUGGAGCAGCAGCAUCAUCAUCUCCACCAACUGCUAACAGUGGUGUAGAAUGUAACUACGAAGAGAAUACUUUGAAUUUCCUUGAUAUUAACACUUCGGAUAGCUUAGGUCGAACAGCAUUACACUGGGCAGCUGUUACAGAUCAAUCGGAUGUUAUUCAUAGUUUAUGCAAUUCUGGUGCAACUGUAGACGCACAAACAUUACAUGAAGAAACUCCAUUGGCAUUGGCAUGUAGAGAGGGUGCGAUGACAAGUUGUCGUUCAUUAUUGCUAACUGGAGCUAAUUUGAAUUUAGCCGAUUAUUUAGAUCGUACACCGAGGGAUUUAGCUUAUUUAGGUGGACAUUAUGAGA
Molecule: messenger RNA, 2156 nt
Organism: Schistosoma turkestanicum
Lineage: Eukaryota; Metazoa; Platyhelminthes; Trematoda; Strigeidida; Schistosomatidae
Source: the annotation of a GenBank genome assembly